AAUCUAUCAAAAUGACGUCCGCGCCCUCCAUACAGCCGAAAUUUCUCCCAAACCGACAUGAUUUGGGCAUAGUCGCAGUCGGCUUCAAUGGCGGCCAGCCAAAAGGUGGCGUAGAAGCUGCACCGACGGCAUUGAUUGAGGCUGGUCUUAUCAAGCAAUUGGAAGAAGAUCUGGAGUUCAACGUUUCAUACGAUGGCCAGGUGCAUAGCUACUCAGAAUUGGUGCCAGCAGACGACCCUGAUUAUCGGGGAAUGAAGCGCCCAAAACUCGUCAGCGCCGUCACCAGGCAAGUCAGCGAACAAGUGUACAGCCAUGCAAAGACCGGAAAGCUAGUUCUCACGCUCGGCGGCGAUCACUCGAUUGCGAUGGGUACCAUAUCCGGCACUGCAAGAGCUGUUCGCGAGAGAUUGGGAAAGGAAGUCGCCGUUAUUUGGGUCGAUGCGCACGCUGAUAUCAAUACGCCUGAGACGUCUGACAGCGGGAACAUCCACGGCAUGCCUGUUGCGUUCCUGACUGGACUGGCAACUGACGAGCGGGAGGACGUAUUCGGGUGGAUCAAGGAGCAUCACCGUCUCAACACGAAGAAGCUCGUCUACAUUGGUCUGCGUGACAUCGACAGGGGCGAGAAGAAGAUCCUGAAGGAACAUGGCAUCAAGGCAUUCUCCAUGCACGACAUUGACAGGCACGGUAUCGGCAAAGUCAUGGAUAUGGCGCUGGGCUGGAUCGGCAGCGACACUCCUAUUCAUCUUUCUUUCGAUGUUGACGCCAUAGAUCCCAUGUGGGCGCCCAGCACCGGAACGCCGGUACGAGGUGGUUUGACACUGCGCGAGGGAGACUUCAUUGCCGAGUGCGUUGCGGAGACUGGUUCUCUGAUUGCUCUUGAUCUCGUCGAAGUAAAUCCCAGCCUUGACGCCGAGGGCGCAGGUGACACCGUUCGUGCUGGAUGCUCCAUUGUUCGCUGUGCCUUGGGAGACACACUUUUGUAAACUGUAUGAAGCAUGUUCGAGAAACGGUAUAGAUCAGGUCUGGAGUCACAAGAUGGUUCUGUGGUAGAUUUCUAGCGAUAGCAAUGCAGAGUAAUCAGACAUGAAGAUCGCCAUGGCCACCUGCUUCUCGCGAAAAGUAAUCGGAGAUUACUUUUCGGCGACGCGGUGAAGUACACUGCAAGAC
Messenger RNA from Cucurbitaria berberidis CBS 394.84, 1170 nucleotides. RefSeq names its product Ureohydrolase. The record is from RefSeq and is a predicted model, not a curated record. Bases 12 to 986 code for a protein of 324 amino acids. Lineage: Eukaryota; Fungi; Ascomycota; Dothideomycetes; Pleosporales; Cucurbitariaceae. Gene Ontology annotation, molecular function: arginase activity; manganese ion binding. Gene Ontology annotation, cellular component: nucleus; cytosol; cytoplasm. The transcript is spliced from 3 exons.